This is a messenger RNA of Puccinia triticina, 213 nucleotides long. RefSeq lists its product as uncharacterized. NCBI's taxonomy places the organism in Eukaryota, Fungi, Basidiomycota, Pucciniomycetes, Pucciniales, Pucciniaceae. The transcript has 2 exons. Bases 1 to 213 code for a protein of 70 amino acids. The record is from RefSeq and is a predicted model, not a curated record.
AUGCGUCACGUCAAGAGGGAAGGCGAAGUCAAUGUUAAACUCCUGCAAGGCGUACAUACAGCCGUCCUACAACGAACAGGCCAGGGAUGCUUGUCGUUGGAAGGGAGACUGCGGUUGAUCUGGGCUCUCCAGGCGUCGCUCGAGGGCAAGGUCGGCAGUAGGAGUGCAGCAGCAGCAGGGGCGGGGGCGGUGAAGCUGGAAGUUCCAGUAUAG